Messenger RNA from Gadus morhua (Atlantic cod), 1805 nucleotides. RefSeq names its product hydroxysteroid dehydrogenase like 2 (gene hsdl2). NCBI's taxonomy places the organism in Eukaryota, Metazoa, Chordata, Actinopteri, Gadiformes, Gadidae. The transcript is spliced from 11 exons. Bases 165 to 1400 code for a protein of 411 amino acids. Gene Ontology annotation, cellular component: mitochondrion. The record is from RefSeq and is a predicted model, not a curated record.
CCUGAUGGCACGGUGUUGACCGGAAACUAGUGGGACUGGGGUAAAGGUUGCCUUACGUCACAACGCGGCGGGGUCUUCUUCACUCUUUACCUUUACCCGUGUUCCGAAGUUUGUAAGGAAAGGUUUCUGUCAUUCCAAUAGCAAAGAAAACACAAGUCUUCGUCAUGUUGCAGAACACAGGGGCCCUCGCGGGUCGGACGCUCUUCGUGACCGGCGCCAGCCGCGGUAUCGGUCGAGCUAUCGCUCUGAAGGCAGCGCGCGACGGAGCUAAUGUGGUGGUGGCCGCAAAGACGGCUGAGGCCCACCCCAAGCUGCCAGGAACCAUCUACACUGCAGCCAGAGAGAUCGAGGAGGCUGGAGGCAAGGCGCUGGCCUGUGUGGUGGACGUCCGGGAUGAGGAGCAGAUCCGCUCAGCUGUGGAGCAGGCGGUCGCCAAGUUCGGAGGUAUUGAUAUUUUGGUGAACAACGCCAGUGCUAUUAAUCUGACGGGAACUCUUGGGACGUCCAUGAAGAAGGUUGACCUGAUGCUGGCUGUCAACCUGCGGGGAACUUACCUCACCUCUAAGCUGUGCAUUCCUCACCUGUUGAAGAGCUCUAACCCUCACAUCCUGAACCUGUCUCCGCCUCUCAACCUCAACCCCAUUUGGUUCAAGAACCAUACAGCCUACACCAUGGCUAAGUAUGGGAUGUCGAUGUGUGUCCUUGGGAUGGCUGAGGAGUUCAGAGGGCAGAUCAGCGUCAACGCCCUCUGGCCCAAGACUGCCAUCCAGACGGCGGCUAUGGAUAUGCUAGGUGGUGAAGGUAUCGAGCGGCAGUGCCGUAAGGCUGAUAUCAUGGCGGACGCAGCCUACUCUGUGUUUUCCCGCCCCCUGGGCGGCCCCGCCCACACCACGGGUCACUUCCUGAUUGACGAGGAUAUCCUGCGAGAGGCGGGGCUUGGUGACAUGGAGGUCUAUGCUGUGGAGCCAGGUCACCCCCUCAUGCCUGACUUCUUCCUCGAUGUGGAGACUGAUGUAGACACGCCCUCCUCCAAAGCCCUACCCUCUUCCACGAAGACCAGCAACCCUAUUGAAGAAACGUUUGCUCUGAUCCGGACAGUCCUCAGCCAGGACCUGGUCCAAUCAACCAAGGGCGUCUAUCAGUUCGACCUAUCAGGCGAGCACACAGGCAGCUGGUUCGUGGAUCUGAAGCAGGGGGCGGGGCUAGCCGGGCAGGGCCUCCCCCCCUCCCCUCCUGAUGUUGUGAUGAGCAUGGACUCCGCCCUCUUCAGUCGAAUGUUCCGCGGGGAGCUGAAGCCCACGAUGGCCUUCAUGACCGGGAAGCUGCGUAUCCAUGGCGACAUGACGCUGGCUAUCAAGCUGGAGAAGAUGAUGGCGGCCAUGAGCAAAUCCAAGCUGUAGCGCACGUUGCCAGGAACACCAGUUUGUCUGCAGAUGAUCCAUCAAGAUUUAAUUUGAAUAAUAUAACAAACUUAAUUUUGCUGCGGUUACCAUGUUGCCUAUAAAGUCAUGUAGGCUAUGGGAGAACCUUCCUUUAGGAUCUACACCCAAGGUCUUUGAGUUGGAAAAUUGAACAGCUAAAAUACAUUACAUGGAAGUACUGUAAUCUGCUAGACUAAUGCUGAUACCUUGAAAUAUGUUGAUAUGUUUGUAAAUGGUUUGGAAUGUAUUGAAGAUGUAUUAUAGAUGUUUCUGAGACUUUGUUAAAGCCUUACCCUUAUUGUGAUGGUUAGCUUGGCGCUAGUACAACUGCAGAAACAUUUUCUACAUUUUGAUAUUUAAUAAAAGAAAGAGUUAACCUGUGAA